This is a messenger RNA of Vigna angularis (adzuki bean), 2671 nucleotides long. RefSeq names its product cyclic nucleotide-gated ion channel 2. The coding region runs from base 258 to 2390 and encodes 710 amino acids. Gene Ontology annotation, molecular function: monoatomic ion channel activity. Gene Ontology annotation, cellular component: membrane. The transcript has 8 exons. The record is from RefSeq and is a predicted model, not a curated record. NCBI's taxonomy places the organism in Eukaryota, Viridiplantae, Streptophyta, Magnoliopsida, Fabales, Fabaceae. Gene Ontology annotation, biological process: monoatomic ion transport; transmembrane transport.
CGUAAUGACAUUCACACACACAAGAGAGAGAGAGAGAGAGUUGUACCAACCAACCCCACCAUCACUUCAUCAACGUUGCGUAACCGUAAGCUCCAUUUCCCUACACUCCUUACUUCACAUGCAAAAUCAUCAUCUUCUUCCAAUGCUCUUUCUUAUAUACUCUUCUUCCAUGUGAUUCCCCUGACACACUUCAACCCCACUUCAACUUUUCUCCUUCUAACUCCCCCUCCUCCCAUGGUUUCUCUCCAUCGUCAACCAUGCCCAACACCUUCUCCUCUCUCUUCUGGUGGAUUGGUAAAAAGUUGCGAGGAAGGAACACGGUUAGUAAUGGAGAGAGUGGGAACAACGACAACGUUGUCGCUGCCGUUGUCGUGGAUGAUAAUCCGUUUGGCAGCACGGUAGAGUGUUACGCUUGCACGCAGGUUGGCGUGCCGGCGUUUCACUCAACCAGCUGCGACAGUUUUAACCAGCCGGAAUGGGAGGCUUCGGCCGGGUCUUCCCUCGUUCCGAUUCAGAAUCGGCCCAAUAAGGUUCUCGGGUUUCGGGCCACGUCCGGUUCGAAUAUUGGACCGUUUGGGCGGGUUUUGGAUCCACGGAGCAAGCGCGUCCAAAAGUGGAAUCGUGCGCUGCUGCUGGCGCGUGGUGUGGCGUUGGCGAUUGACCCGCUGUUCUUCUACUCGCUUUCGAUCGGGAGGGAGGGGUCGCCGUGCCUGUACAUGGACGGAGGGCUGGCGGCGAUGGUGACGGUGGCGCGGACUUGCGUGGACGCGGUGCACCUCUUGCACGUGUGGCUGCAAUUCAGGCUGGCGUACGUAUCGCGCGAGUCGCUGGUAGUUGGGUGCGGGAAACUAGUGUGGGACGCGCGUGAGAUUGCGUCGCAUUACCUGCGAUCGUUGAAGGGGUUCUGGUUCGACGCAUUCGUGAUCCUCCCAGUUCCCCAGGCUGUGUUUUGGUUGAUAGUGCCAAAAUUGAUAAGAGAAGAGCGAAUUAAAAUCAUUAUGACCAUAAUGCUAUUGAUUUUUUUGUUCCAAUUUCUCCCCAAAGUUUACCACAGCAUCUGCAUGAUGAGAAGAAUGCAAAAAGUCACGGGCUACAUCUUUGGUACCAUUUGGUGGGGCUUUGGUCUCAAUCUCAUAGCUUAUUUUAUUGCUUCCCAUGUUGCUGGAGGGUGCUGGUAUGUCCUUGCAAUUCAACGAGUUGCGUCGUGCCUUCGUCAGCAGUGUCAGAGAACUAAUGGAUGCAACCUUUCUGUGUCGUGCUCAGAGGAGAUAUGCUACCAGUCUUUGUCAGGCGCAAUAGGAGAUUCUUGUGGUGGAAACUCAACAGUAGUGUUAAAAAAGCCUUAUUGCUUAGACGUUGAAGGACCUUUCAAAUAUGGGAUCUACCAAUGGGCACUUCCAGUCAUAUCAAGCAACUCUUUGGCUGUAAAGAUUCUUUAUCCCAUUUUUUGGGGUUUGAUGACCCUCAGCACUUUCGGAAAUGAUCUUGAACCCACAAGCAACUGGCUGGAAGUAAUUUUCAGCAUAUGCAUCGUACUCAGUGGACUAUUGCUUUUCACAUUAUUGAUUGGUAACAUUCAGGUAUUCUUACAUGCUGUCAUGGCAAAGAAGAGAAAGAUGCAGCUUAGAUGUCGAGAUAUGGAAUGGUGGAUGAGGAGGAGGCAGCUGCCAUCACGAUUAAGACAAAGAGUUCGCCAUUUUGAACGUCAGAGAUGGGCUGCGAUGGGAGGAGAAGAUGAGAUGGAAAUGAUCAAAGACUUGCCUGAGGGGCUGAGGAGGGACAUCAAGCGCCAUCUUUGCCUCGACCUCAUUAGAAAGGUUCCUUUGUUCCACAACUUGGAUGAACUUAUUCUUGACAACAUCUGUGAUAGGGUGAGGCCCUUAGUGUUCUCUAAAGAUGAAAAGAUAAUAAGAGAAGGUGAUCCUGUACCAAGGAUGGUGUUCAUUGUCCGAGGACGCAUGAAACGCAGCCAAAGUCUGAGCAAAGGCAUGGUAGCCUCAAGCAUUCUUGAGCCAGGAGGGUUUUUGGGUGACGAGCUACUUUCAUGGUGCCUUCGCCGGCCGUUUAUAGAUAGACUUCCGGCCUCCUCAGCCACAUUUGUGUGUCUUGAAUCAGUAGAAGCCUUUGGCCUUGAUGCAGAGCACUUGAGAUACAUCACUGAUCACUUCAGGUACAAGUUUGCCAACGAGAGGCUGAAGAGAACAGCAAGAUAUUACUCAUCCAAUUGGAGAACCUGGGCUGCUGUCAACAUUCAAUUUGCUUGGAGACGUUACAGGCAGAGGACUAGAGGUCCGGUGACGCCUGUAAGGGAGAGUGGAGGCACUGAGCGCAGGCUCUUGCAAUAUGCUGCAAUGUUCAUGUCAAUAAGGCCACAUGACCAUCUUGAAUAAAGGCUGCUGUCCAUGUUCUUCAAAUUGUUGUUGCUUCCUGAUCCUCAAUAAAACUGUCUCAGGUCCAUUAAACCUUAUGAUUUUUGAAGUUGUGGAAGCCAUGGAAUCAUUCAUGAAAUGUAUACUAGAAAGCAAGAAAGUGUGAGUAAUUGCAAAAUCAUUUAUUCCCUGUUUGUUCAUUUUAUUGUAAGUUUGACAGUGAUUUUUUUCAUGGGAUUUGCAUCUUGAGCAAUCUCCUGUCGAGGCUUCUAGUGUUUAAUAUAAUAACUGAUUGAGAAGAA